Molecule: messenger RNA, 3520 nt
Organism: Varroa destructor (honeybee mite)
Lineage: Eukaryota; Metazoa; Arthropoda; Arachnida; Mesostigmata; Varroidae
Product: cyclic AMP-responsive element-binding protein 1-like
Biological process (GO): regulation of transcription by RNA polymerase II
Cellular component (GO): nucleus; transcription regulator complex
Molecular function (GO): DNA-binding transcription factor activity, RNA polymerase II-specific; protein binding; RNA polymerase II cis-regulatory region sequence-specific DNA binding
Source: RefSeq, a predicted model, not a curated record
UAUUUUAUUUCUGGUAUUAUAUUGGAAUAUUAACACUCCAAUCGAAAUAGGUAUGAAAAAUUAUCUAGUAGCACAGGUGCAAAUUAUGCUUAUUUGGGUUUAUCUUUAUUUACGUUCACUAUUGGAUUCAAUACUGCGUUGUAGGGUGUAGCCGUUCCGGCUAUCACGCCAGCCAUUUGAACAUUAACUACGACGCUGUUAGAAGCCUUCGUACGAUCCCUUAAGGUGGUUGGGUUGCGAUUUUGUCUGGAUGGCUAGAAACUUAUUUUGGAAAGAUCUGCGCAGACGAUAAAACCGUUGGGCUAAGUAUCUUUCCCCUAAGAGGAAAAAGUUUGUUUUAUCUGAUAGGGCCUAGUGUUAGUUCGGUUAAUUGACGGUAGCAAUUUAUCAUAUAUCAAUACAAUAUAUCAUCGUGAAAAUUAUGCUACGUGACAGAAUGUGUUCAAACUCUAUUGUGAAAAAGGCUAUUAGGUUAAGGCUAGCCGCUGUUCGACGUAUUCUCUAUCAUAUACAUAUAUAUAGAAUUCGUCUUACCUCUAAGCAAGUGAAAUAAAACGUGUUUAAUAGCAAAAUAAGUGUAAAACGAAGCUUACUGGUGGCGGUCUACUAUAUACCUAAGUAGAUCCUAAAGCUAAGUAGAUUGAAAUAAGUCCUUAUGAUACUGCAAUGCCAGAUGAAUGUGUGCGUAAGCACCUGCAAUGAUUACUAGAAUGUUUAUAGUGCCAGCUGUGCAAACAAUAAUAUAGACCUAAAGCUUUGCUUUGACGUAAGCCAGCCUUCACAGUAGAAUGGCACGAGAAAGUGUGGAAAAAUUAUUGAUCACAUUCGAAAUAACAGAACUCGGCAUACUGCAUACGCUAAAUACGUGCACCGAACUUUAACAGGUACCGCUUUUGCUAAAUAUCACGAAAUUAAUAUCAGUAUAACUCUGUUUCUGAUUGCUACUAUUUAUCACUCUUUUGGCUAUACCAUAUAGUUUAUUGCAUAUAAAGGCGCGACUUUAUAGAGAAAAAGAAGGGCAUCAUAAACUGCGGUCGUCACACACAAGCACAGACAAUUGCCUUCAGUGAACAAGCUGCUCCUUUUACGUGUGCACUUCGCUAAGUUGUCGUGUGGAUCUAGCUAAAUAGCUGAAUCCUCCUAUACGAGGUGUGGCGGUGUGUCUGUUAUUUGAGAGAACGAGUGUAUGAUGACUCAUAAUAGCGGCCGCAAAAAUGACAUACAAACGGUCAGCCCCACCGACUGACCAAUGAAUCUUACGCUGUAUGGUAAAGCUAGCUGCAGCAAUUAUCGAUGAUUUUAUCACUACCGCAGUCACGGUGUCUGACCGAGUGCAGAAUGUCAAUAUAUAUAUAGAUGUCAUGCGACACGUUCUUACCCGUUGUUUGUCUGCUUGGAUGGAUUGCUUCUACAACGACUCUUAUAUAUCUUAAUAAUAGCAGCUGAUUCCUCCUCCGUUAGACAUGUAUACUUCUGGUCGAUUGUCAGCCUGUUGGUCACAACAAACAAAACAGGCGCUCUCUUUUUCAACGUUCACGCGUUUCGGCUAACGGCCUUAUACAGCGCGUAAUUUGUCAUGAUGGCCGAUGACGUUGUAUUCCGCCUCCGGUAAGGGACGACUUGAAGCAAUGAUGAAGGAUAGUCUUGCCCUCGAUCGCUUCAGGAAGAUCACGUUUCUACCUAUCACGUAUAUAUUGUGGCUUGCGGCAACACGAUCCUGUAUUUCUAAUGUAUCUAAAACGAAGAAAUUGUCGGUUGCCGUUCUGAAGUCGGAGAAAAAUCGGGAGGUUAAGGAUAUUCCGAAGUGCCAUCGGAAAAUAGUGAAUAAGUUGUUAGAGUCCUCUUUGCUGAAUAAAAACGUUGACUGAUGGGAGGGAUGAUGCCUAGCUAAAGAAGUAGAGGCAAAAAAGUUAAAUCCAGUAAGAAAACCGAGACUAUUUGAUGUGUUCGUCGGACAGGCCUCACAAUAGACGACGCUCCGUGGCAGGUGGAGUAUGCAAGAGCAGACUCAUCAGCUGAAGAUGGAAGUACUCCCGCAAGGCGGCGACUCGGCCGCGGGCGGUCAGAGGACGAGUCUUGGCCAAACGGGGCCUCCUGGAGGACCCGGAGGACCCACGGCGACAUCCACCGCCACCCGUGUCAGUCAGCAAGCCGCCACGCCUCAACAACCGACUGUGCUGUUCACAGCGCCACAGCAGAUACUUCCACAUUCGCCCCCACAUCAACAAUUGGGUUUAAUUAGCGUUUCACAUCAUACUUCACAAUCACCGGGUUCAACCAACCCUGCGGCGGCAAGAUUUCGAAAAAACGGACUAGUCAUACAGCAUCAACAACCGCCACCGCCACCGCCACCGCUACAACAACAACAACAACAACAGCAACAACAACAACAACAACAACAGGGCGGCACGCAGACGCUGGCUCUGCAGCAGGCCAACGGUAACGUGUCUAUCUUGCACGUCCAACUCCCGCAGAGCCAGAGCGUAAUCCAACCAGCGAGUCAUGCGGGACAGGUGUCGCAGGCAGCCACGUCCGUCAUUCAGGCUACAUCAGCAACCGGCACAACUAUUCAAAACCUGAAAAAUCCGGUGAUUUUGGUGAAUAAGGGUUCAGUGAUCCAGUCAGCUGCUGGCGGGCAGCAGUUAGCGGAAGAUGUCCCAGUACAAUUAGUCGGGGGAGUGAAUGUCCUAGAUGGCGGACCCGGGGGCACAGCUGGAGGGGGUCAACUUGCAGAAGACGAAGGUACGCGAAAACGACGUGAGGUCCUUGCCAGAAGGCCGUCAUAUCGGAAAAUUUUCAACGAGCUUUCAAUGCCUCAACACCACGAUAGCGCGGGCUUGACUACCACAAUACAGCAGGUGGUAGCUGGGUCAUCCUCAUCAGAUAAAGAUGACACGGCAUCGGACAGUGACUUCCAGGUGAAACCUGCAAGCAUCCAUUUGCAGACCGCGAGUGAAUUCGCACCCGGAAGCGGGGGAGCCCAGUAUGUGCAGUACUCCAACGAUACCCAGCUCUUUGUUCCGGUAACAGUAUCCGGUGUGGCUGUGUCUGACCUACAGACGUAUCAGUUGCGGCCCGCUCAGGUGGCGACUGCGGCGCCCGUCGUUGUAGCCGCUGGGGGCGUUGGCGUCGGUUCAAUGGGGCUACAAACGACUGCUGGUGGCACACAGCCUGUAACGAUUGCGGAGGAGGCUGCUCGGAAACGAGAGCUACGCCUACUAAAAAAUCGCGAGGCAGCGAAAGAAUGCCGGCGCAAAAAGAAGGACUACAUCAAGUGUCUCGAAAACCGAGUGGCCGUACUGGAGAACCAGAACGCCACCCUCAUCGAGGAGCUCAAGGCGCUCAAGGAUCUCUAUUGUAAAAAGAGCGUUAAUGAUAUGUAGUCUACACACGCACCCUUUACAUGACCACACACACACACACACACACACACGCACAUACACUCACAUAUACAAAAAUCAACAUGCGAAUAUAUAUAUAUAUACAAACAUUCAAGUAUAAAAACACGUGUUAUGCAGGC